Messenger RNA from Hyalella azteca, 1231 nucleotides. RefSeq names its product holotricin-3. The record is from RefSeq and is a predicted model, not a curated record. The transcript has 2 exons. Lineage: Eukaryota; Metazoa; Arthropoda; Malacostraca; Amphipoda; Hyalellidae. The coding region runs from base 105 to 350 and encodes 81 amino acids.
UGUGCACUUGAAACUCGCCGAGUCGUGACGGUAAGGCGAUUGUAUAUAAGCAGCUGAUGCUGUGAUAUGCAACACAGUCGAGCUAAGCAAGCAACACCAGCAACAUGUUCUCCAGCUCCAUCCUGCGCAUUAUCCUGGCCAUGGCCGCUGUGGUCGCCAUGACGACCGCUGCACCGCAACCAGGCUUCGGCCACGGCCACGUCAGCUACGGCCACCAAAUCCAUCACGGCCACCACGGCGGUUUCGGAGGCUUCGGUGGAUAUGGUCACGGCCAUCAUGGUGGAUUCGGCGGUGGAAAAAGUUUUGUGUACUUCAAUCAGCAUUUCCCAGUGCACCAUGGCUACCACUGAAGACAACACCUCCAACGCUCCUACUGAAAUUGCUACCUCUGAAGUCAACAGCCUCCAACGCUCCUACUGAAAUUGCUACCUCUGAAGUCAACACCUUCAACGCUCCUACUGAAAUUGCUACCUCUGAAGACAACAGCCUCCAACGCUCCUACUGAAAUUGUUACCUCUGAAGUCAACAGCCUCUAACGCUCCUACUGAAAUUGUUACCUCUGAAGUCAACACCUUCAACGCUCCUACUGAAAUUGCUACCUCUGAAGUCAACAGCCUCCAACGCUCCUACUGAAAUGGCUACCUCUGAAGUCAACAGCCUCCAACGCUCUUGCUGAAAUUGCUACCUCUGAAGUCGACAGCCUGCAACGCUCCUACUGAAAUUGUUAACUCUUAAGUCAACAGCCUCCAACGCUCCUACUGAAAUUGUUAACUCUUAAGUCAACAGCCUCCUACGCUCCUGCUGAAAUUCUCGUGGAUACCAACACGACAAAGCCCUCACUGAAUCAAUAUUAUUGGAACCACGCGAAAUGAAACAAAAAUGCUUCUACAGAAAAAAAUCUGCUCGCUCAAUAGCUGCUCUACCAGAAUCUUGGUGUGGGUACAACGCGGACAAAUUUUACGGCCAAGACUGAGCACGAACUGCUCCAUUCGAACUAUUCAUGUUCAAUAUCCAGUGUUGGUGUUCGUCUUUUGCAUUUAAAGACGCCUCGCCCUAAUAUCCAUCCACAGCUGUUCAACUUCCACAAUUUAAUUAUUUUUACGUAUUCAUACUAAUAUUUAUAGUUAUAGGUAUACUAACUAAUAUUUAUAGUUAUAUGUAUACAAUUGUUUGUGCUUUCCGUUACUUAUUUUUUGCAAAAAUUCACUGCAUUAUUCAUUAAAAAUAACAA